Messenger RNA from Nyctereutes procyonoides (raccoon dog), 4851 nucleotides. It is a transcript of the gene UCK2, whose product is annotated as uridine-cytidine kinase 2. The record is from RefSeq and is a predicted model, not a curated record. Lineage: Eukaryota; Metazoa; Chordata; Mammalia; Carnivora; Canidae. The transcript has 7 exons. Gene Ontology annotation, molecular function: ATP binding; kinase activity. The coding region runs from base 264 to 1049 and encodes 261 amino acids. Gene Ontology annotation, cellular component: cytoplasm; cytosol.
UCCUGCACUCCCACCCGCCAGGGGGGAAGCGCUCUCGAGAGCCCGCGAAAAACGAGACGACGACGACGACCACUUCCCGGGCUCUCCGGAACACCCAGCAGCGCUCUGACGGCCGGGAGACCCACUUCCGCUUCCGGGGCACCCCGGCGCCGGAAGCGCUCUUUCCGGAGCGUUGCGUGGCCGUGCGAAUCCGAAUAGGGCGGGGCGAGGCUGGCGCUCAGGCACAAUCUCGCGAGAGCUGGGGCUUGAACUUCCGGGACGCAAUGGCGGCGGCGGCGGCGGCGGCCGCUGCAGCGGUGGGCCUGGGCGUGCCGGCCCCUGCUCGCGGGGCUUCUGGGCGCCCUGUUUUCCUCCGGACUCCCUCUUCUGUUUGCGCUAAGAUUGUGCAGCUCCUGGGACAGAAUGAGGUGGACUGUCGUCAGAAGCAGGUGGUCAUCCUGAGCCAGGAUAGCUUCUAUCGUGUCCUCACUUCGGAGCAGAAGGCCAAAGCCCUGAAGGGCCAGUUCAAUUUUGAUCACCCGGAUGCCUUUGACAAUGAACUCAUCUUCAAAACCCUCAAAGAAAUCACUGAAGGGAAAACAGUGCAGAUUCCUGUGUAUGACUUUGUCUCCCAUUCCCGGAAGGAGGAGACAGUCACUGUCUACCCCGCGGAUGUGGUGCUCUUUGAAGGGAUCCUGGCCUUCUACUCCCAGGAGGUGCGAGACCUGUUCCAGAUGAAGCUUUUCGUGGACACAGAUGCGGACACCCGGCUCUCCCGCAGAGUAUUAAGGGACAUCAGCGAAAGAGGGAGGGACCUUGAGCAGAUUUUAUCCCAGUACAUUACGUUCGUCAAGCCUGCCUUUGAGGAAUUCUGCUUGCCAACCAAGAAAUACGCUGAUGUGAUCAUUCCGAGAGGUGUAGAUAACCUCGUGGCCAUCAACCUCAUUGUGCAGCACAUUCAGGACAUCCUGAACGGAGGGCUCUCCAAACGGCAGACCAAUGGCUAUCUCAACGGCUACAUCCCUUCACGCAAGAGGCAGUCAUCGGAGUCCAGCAGCCGGCCACAUUGACCCCUGUCUCCUUCAGACCCGGCCCCUACCUUCAAGAGACAGGAGGAGGGAUCAAGAGGCUCUGUUCAUCCGUACAUGUGGUUUCCUAUGACAUUUGCUGUAUUUAAGAAAACACCAUGGAGAUGACAUGCCUUUGUUUUUCCUUUUUUUUUUUUUUUUUUUGCUUCGGAGCGGCGAAACGAAAUCGAAUUUGACCCUGAGCUUAAAUGACAAACUGUGCCAACUACUACUGGUGAUGCCUAAUUAUGAAUCCAACGUGUAACCAGUUAUAAAUACAUACAUAUAUAUAUAAAAGGAUCUAUUUUUGUGUAAAUGUACAAAUACUGUAAAGCUGUUUGCUGUAAGUAUUGUGCAGAAGGGCCUGUAUUUGAGUGUUUGAGACUCGAGCUGGAGUCUCACCGAGAGGCCGUUGCUGCCGUGUUCCGGGAGUGGGGUGGGAUGGGGCUCAGGCUCAGGCAGGGGUGUGGGGGGAGGCGGGCAGCGGAGGAAGGAGGCGCAUCUCACGGCUGUAGUCUCUGCAGCUGGAGGAUGGUGGAGUUGGGAGCCUUGGGUUGCCCCUCCCCUGCCAGAUGCCACCUUCUUGGAGCUGGAACUUAAUGGUGUGUCGACAAGAGAUACUCUUUCCUUUUUCCUUUUCUUUUCUCUGCUUUUCUUCUUCUUCUUCUCCUUUUUUAAUUGUUUUCAUUUUUUUGAGUUGAAAUUAGGCAAGACCUCAGCUCAAAAAUCAAACUCAGGGAAGAGACCCACUGAGGAGAACAAGUCUUCUGUGUUUUCUCCUUGCCCGCUGCCCCACCUCUGGCUGCCCGGGUCGCUCCUGCCCCUCCCUCCCUCCGUCCACUUCUCAGCGUCUCCAGAAGCCAGAGCUGCCUCUCCCUCCUUCCCCGAAAGGGAUCUAUCUGAUUGGCUCAUUUCCCAGUAAGAUGGGGAAGGAGAGAGUAGAAUGGGACCUGCCGUGGUGUUCGAGGAAACGCUGGCUCCCCCUGCCUCCCAGGGAACUCCUCCAGCAGAGUCCUUGGGCCUUGCUCCGCAGGUGGCCUCCGGAGUCUGGGCUUCUGGGCUUCGGCUGGGGACUUCUGCUGGCAGAAGGACGGCUGGCGACCACCCUUCACAGGGUGGUGAGGGCCCUGCCCGUGCGGGGAGUGAGUGCGAGUUUCUGUUCGCCCAGACUCAGGGACUGGUGGCCGGAUGGUCCCUAGCAGCGGCCCGGCAGGCUGCCUUAGGCCAUAGUUACAGGGUUAGAGACGCCCACCUGUCCUGAGGGCUCCCUCUCCGGGAGAGGUACAGAUGCCUGCAGAUCCUUGGGGGAGGAGGUGGGACCAGGCCAGCCCUCGCAGGUAUGACGCUAGGGUCCUCAAGCCUCCGCUUUUAACUGCAGACGAGCCAGAGGCUUUCAUUUCUUGGUUGACCACGUCUGUGCCCUCCAGGCCAGGCUGGCAGCUGCCCCACGGCGGCUGCCGGCACCCGAAAUGUUUUGGGGAACCUUCUCCCUCCAUUGCUUUCCUAGCCCACUGGAGCCUUUCAGGAAAACCUGACACUGCUACUCUCGAGUCACACCGAACUGUCCCUCUGACCUAGUGACCUCCACCUUUGGUCCCCCUUUUCUGGACUCCAUUCGGCUCUCACUCUGUUUGGCUGUUUCAAAAAGUCAAACCUCCUCCCCCGCAGAGCCUCCCCCACCCGAGACUUUCAGGAGACGGCUGCGGGCUCUGCAGGGAGCUCCCUGUGGCAGCCGCUGCCCGCUCGGAGCACGGGGAGGCUCCCGAGGUGCCUCCAUCUAAGGCCGGUCAGCUCACCGGGUUGAAUACGUUCUGGAAUGUUUCAGAACCAGUAUUCUCUUUGUCGUCGUGCCCUGUAUGGUUCUAAGAUGAAGGGCGGGUGGCAGGCUUGGGUUAGGAUCCUGAGGACCCAAGGCCUUGCUGGGGCUUCCCUGUGCUCAGGGGCAGCCCACCCCCGUCUGGGGGAGCCUUGGCCUUUCGGUGGGUAGCUCAUUCGACUGUACUUGAAGCUCCCAGGUGCCAAACCAUUUAGUGCCUUGGCUGUCUGUCCCACUGCCUUGGAAGAUGGAGUCUUCUCAUCUCUGAGCCUUGACGUCCUUAGCUGCUUCCUCAUCUACCUGUGGUGUUGGGACCAAGCCUCCAGUGUCUCUGAGUAGCCCAGUCCUCGCUGGGAAAUGGCUCGAGGGCUGCCUGGCCUCCUGGGAAAACCAUCACCCAUGAUUCUUGGUGGCUUGGCUUGGGGCACCGGGCUGUGCCUACUGGGCAGCACCGGCAACUCCCUCGGUUCUGUGAUACACUGUGUCUGGAGCAAGUAAGGGAUGAGCAGCUCUGCCCCCGUGUGGCCACCCCAGCAUUCAGCUAACUCUCUGAACUUGAGCUUUCUAUAUGACAAAUCCUGGGCUUGGUAUUUUGAGAGUCACUAGAUCUCUGGUUCCACUGGAGAGUCAGGGGUAGGCUCCUUAGACCAGACACCAUGACCCUAGGCCAGAAACCAUGACCUGAGUGCUCUGGGUCCCCUCUGUGGUCCAGGGGGGAGGUACCGACAAGCUGGAUGGGGUAAUGUUGACUACGUGUGCAUGGGAGUCCUGUGGCUUCAAAGCUGCCCAAUGGUGCUUGCUUCUCCCCCACACCCCACUCCCCGGCCCAGGCAUGACCCACAGACCAAGUGUUUUGGGGAACAAGCAUCCAAGCUUUGUGUCCUGGGAAGGCCUGACCUCAUAACUCUUUCAUGCUAAUGGAACUUGUGCUGACCCGGGUUUCUUUUUCUUGGGCAGCCUGAGGCCGGUAGGGGCAGAGAGACUGUUGGAGUCUGUAUGAGGAGCCCGCAAGUAUUUAGACCCGAGGAGGUGAAUUUGGUUUGCAGUGAAUAGGAUGGACCCUCGAGGCGGUUAGACAAGGGGAUCCCUGAAGAACAGGCCAGGGGAGGUCGCCAGGGAAGGUCUCCAGUUCAUCCUCCAGAGCCAGCGGUUCCGGCGACAACUUGCUCUGGUCUUGGCUGCCCAGUGGUCACGUGGAUGCUGCUGCCCUCCCUCUCCUGGGCUCAGCAGCGAACACUUGUCUCUGGGCCCAGGGCAGAUUGCCAGUCUCUCGUUAGGCCACUAGGUCAGACUGGAGGCUCCUCAGAGCGGUUGGGAAGCAAGAGGGACGGGAGCCCAGUCAGUUUGUGUAUCGCCUUUGCUGUCCUUGUUCAGCACCCUUGAUCUGUGCUAACACCUAAAGGCUGGCAGAGGGAAGGGCAGCGUUUUCUUCUGCUCUGGAGUCUCACCCCUGCCUGUCAGUGAGUCCAGCAUCAGGGACCCAUGCUGGGUUAGGCAGGCUAGGGCAGGUUCUGGAUUGCAGGGCUGUGCUUCUGGGAAGGACUGCCUAGAUUUCCCUAACUGCCCUUCACCCUACCUCAGGGUGGGGUGGGGUGGGGGGAACAGGCCUGGUGUGCAGUACAAGGCAGAGGACAGGCUGGGGAGAGCACUGGGGUCAGUGUGGGGUUCAGAGUCCCCUUUGAUCUUUUGUCUUGGGGCCCCGUGCUGCCCUCCUUACUAGGCCAGGUGGCUGGUGUUCCAGUUCAGCUUCCUUGCUGCUCUUAGAGGCAGUGAGGGCCUAGCUGGUCCUGCCUCAGGAACAGGGUGAGUAGCUAGAGACGUAGGCUUGCUUUCUUUCUUUCUUUCUUUCUUUCUUUCUUUCUUUCUUUCUUAUGCUUGCUCUUCUCCUUUUCUUUCUACCACCCUGCCCUUAUUGUUAGUAGCUACAAAAAUGACCACAUACUAUGUACUUUGCUGUAAAUAAAGACUGAACAACAACAAAAGAGCCAA